AUGCGUUCCUCUGUUGUUUCGAUGCUGGCUUUGGGCGCAGCCAUCGUAUCUGCUUUCCCGACUGCUUCUCGCGCCUCAAGUCAGGUUAAGAGAUCCACCUCCUGCACCUUCUCUUCGGCUGCCAAGGCCAGCGAGAGUCAGAAGUCGUGCACCACUAUUAUGCUUGACAACAUCGAGGUGCCUGCUGGUGAGACGCUGGAUCUUUCCGACCUCGAGGAUGGGACCAAGGUCAUCUUCAACGGCGAAACCACCUUCGGAUACAAGGAGUGGAAAGGCCCUCUCAUCCGUAUCGCCGGAUCGAACAUUAUCGUCAGCGGAACAUCCAACCACACCAUCAACGGCGGCGGUGCACGCUGGUGGGACGGCAAGGGCACCAACGGUGGUAAAACCAAGCCCAAGUUCUUCUAUGCCCACAGCCUGGACGACUCGACCAUUACCGGCCUCAAUGUCAAGAACACGCCCGUGCAGGCCUUUAGCGUCCAGUCCGAUAACGUCGUCCUGAAUCGUAUCACUGUUGACAACUCGGCCGGUGAUCAUAACGGCGGCCACAAUACCGAUGCCUUUGAUGUUGGCGAGAGUAGCGGUGUGACCAUCCGAGACGCUGUUGUCAAGAACCAGGACGACUGCCUGGCCAUUAACUCGGGCUCUAACAUCAUCUUUACUGGCGGCACCUGUUCCGGUGGCCACGGCCUGUCUAUCGGCUCCGUGGGCAACCGCGAUGAUAACACCGUCAAGAACGUGACCAUCUCGGACUCAACAGUGACCAACUCGGCGAACGGCAUCCGCAUCAAGACAAUCGCCGGUGCAACCGGCUCCGUCUCGGGCGUGACCUUCUCUGACAUCACGCUCUCCGGAAUCACCGACUACGGCAUUGUCUUUGAGCAGGACUACGAGAACGGCAGCCCCACCGGCGACCCGACCACAGGCGUGCCCAUCACUGACUUGACCGUGGAGAAGAUUACUGGUUCCGUGGAGACCGACGCGACCAAGGUCUAUAUUCUCUGCGGUGCUGGUAGCUGCUCAGACUGGACUUGGUCGGGUGUCUCAAUCACCGGUGGCGAUUCCAGCAGCAAGUGUGAGAAUGUGCCUUCUGGUGCGUCUUGCUAA
Messenger RNA from Penicillium cinerascens, 1107 nucleotides. Its product is annotated as glycoside hydrolase family 28 protein. Gene Ontology annotation, biological process: pectin catabolic process. Gene Ontology annotation, cellular component: extracellular region. The coding region runs from base 1 to 1107 and encodes 368 amino acids. Gene Ontology annotation, molecular function: polygalacturonase activity. NCBI's taxonomy places the organism in Eukaryota, Fungi, Ascomycota, Eurotiomycetes, Eurotiales, Aspergillaceae. The transcript has 3 exons. The record is from RefSeq and is a predicted model, not a curated record.